AUGGCAGUGACUUCCUUCUUACAGCAGUUGGACAAGGGCCCGGCGAUUGUUGCAGUGGCAACGGUUACUCUCCUCGUUCUAACAUCGAUUGUGAUCUAUGGAUGCUACUUACAUCCACUUGCUCACAUUCCGGGUCCUUUUCUGGCCAAGUUUUCUCCAAUAUGGGGGCCUGCCGUACGAGUUGCACCAAACGAAGUGUCCUUUGCGACGUUUGAAGCAGAAACAGCGAUAUAUGCAAAGCAAGAGGAUGGUCGUUUCUCCAAGGCUGGAACGUUCUUGACGCUGUUCUCAGAUCUCGUCUUGAACGCCCCCACACUCAUCACAAUUCCGGAGCCAGCGCUCCACAAGAAAUUGCACAAGGUGAUCCAACAGGCCUUCACCCCCCAAGCCCUCGCAAGCCAAGAGCCGAUCCAGAAACUGCACAUUGAACAGGCGUUUCCUGAUUUCGAUGAGACUGCUGCAAAGGGCAUCGAGAUAGAUCUAGCCGACAGAUUGGAGACCAUGUUUUGGGAGAUCAUUGGCGACCUUGCUUUUGGUGAGCCACUGAUGGCGGGAAAACGACCAACUUACGAACAUCUGAAACAGCUAGGUAAAGGAUCAAUGCCCAUGGUAGAGGCCUUGAGCUUCAUGCUUGUCCUGCCUGGCGUGGCUCCUGCGCUCGAGACGGCCAGAAGUCUUCUCUCGGCGAUGCCGAUUCCCUCUCAGCUUUCAAAGCUUGUGCCAUCUAAGAAACUACGCGAUUGCAUCGACAGGCAGGAUGGCCGAGAAGAUUUCAUCUCGGCUAUCAUGGGGAGUGAAAAGCAAGGCUUGACACUCGAUGCAGAUGCUUUCUUCAGCAAUGCCAUGGGUUUGACACUCGCUGGGUAUCAGACUACAGCUACGACACUGGCAUCCACAUUCUACCAUGUUCUGCGCUAUCCAGACACUUACACUGCUCUGUGUGCGGAAAUACGCUCUGCCUUCACCACUGAAACCGACAUCACCGGCGAACGGCUCGCAAGACUACCGUUCCUGAACGCGUGCAUCCGCGAGACUCUGCGCUUGCUUCCACCCGCAAACGGUAAAACAGCUCAGCGCACCGCCCCCUCAUGUAACAUCGCAGGAACAUAUAUACCCGCAGGUACCAUCGUCUCGGCAGACCUGUACUCGAUCCAGCGGUCGCCAAAGUACUUUGUCGACCCUGCUAACUUCCGACCCGAGCGAUGGCUUGAUGGCGCCGAGCAGAACGGGUUCGAAGAAGACAACAGGUCUGCCAGUCGUCCUUUCUUGAUUGGAAGUAGGGCGUGCAUUGGGAGGCACAUGGCGCAGCAGAGCAUACGGCUGAUCAUGGCGAAGUUGCUGUGGAGGUACGAUUUCGAGCUGUUGGAUCGUGAUGGAUUUAUCUGGGAGCGGGAUGCGGGCAGCAGUCUCAUUUACACUGACUACAAACUUAUGGUGCGUGUAAAGAAGAUCUGA
Molecule: messenger RNA, 1455 nt
Organism: Boeremia exigua
Lineage: Eukaryota; Fungi; Ascomycota; Dothideomycetes; Pleosporales; Didymellaceae
Product: cytochrome P450
Exons: 7
Coding region: 1-1455 (484 amino acids)
Molecular function (GO): heme binding; monooxygenase activity; iron ion binding
Source: RefSeq, a predicted model, not a curated record